UCUCACUCUUUCCCUUUGCUAAAACCCUCAAACCUAAAACCCCUUGCAACAAGAAUGGCAUCAUCACUUCAAAUCCACCAUUUUCCUCAAGAUUACUACAUUGAUUCCCUACGUUGGCUUCCUCAACUCUCCACAUUCCACCAUCACAUCAUCCUUGCUUCUUUCCAUUCCGACUCCUCCACUUGUUCCCUCCGACUCCUCAACUUUACUGACGAAAAUUCAACCUCAAAUGCACCAGAACUCACCCUUCAGUGCUCACUAACAACCCCAUCAAGAAUCACUUCAUUGAAAACUUCACAAAAUUCCAGUAAACCCCUUGUUGUUGCUGCCACUUUUUCGGGUGAACUGCUGGUUUAUACAGCUGAUUUGGUUAAUGGGUCGUUGGAAUUUGUCGAUUUGGUGAACGGUUUAGGGAGGGUGAAGGGGAUUGACGUGAGUGAAAAUGGGUUGGAGUUUGUGAGUGUUGGAGAAGAUGGGAGGGUCAAUUGGGUGGGUUUGGAUGGAGGGAAAUUGAGUAAGAGGAGGGUUUUUGAUAGUAAUGGGUUGGUUUCAUAUGGCGCGGUGAAGUGGGCGUCUCCGGUUGAGUUUGUGAGUGGUGGAUUGGGGUUUGGACUACAAUGGUGGGAUCAAAGGCGUCCUGGUGGACCUGUAUCGCAGUUUAAGGCGAAUUGG
Molecule: messenger RNA, 672 nt
Organism: Capsicum annuum
Lineage: Eukaryota; Viridiplantae; Streptophyta; Magnoliopsida; Solanales; Solanaceae
Product: nuclear pore complex protein NUP43
Cellular component (GO): nuclear pore outer ring
Molecular function (GO): protein binding
Source: RefSeq, a predicted model, not a curated record